Molecule: messenger RNA, 3690 nt
Organism: Ixodes scapularis (black-legged tick)
Lineage: Eukaryota; Metazoa; Arthropoda; Arachnida; Ixodida; Ixodidae
Product: piwi-like protein 1
Exons: 19
Coding region: 415-3075 (886 amino acids)
Biological process (GO): regulatory ncRNA-mediated gene silencing
Cellular component (GO): P granule
Molecular function (GO): protein binding; piRNA binding
Source: RefSeq, a predicted model, not a curated record
UUUAGAAGUGCUUACUGAGAACGUGGUUGAAAAGAUGAGGACAUUUUGGCAUUCACUUUGUCAAGUCAGAUAUUUCUAAAUGACUUUCUUGAAUUCUGAGUUGUGCAUUGUCAGAACCGCGUAGUGUUUUGUCACUGCAUCUCCAUGUGUGCUUAUUUUUUAUUAAUCGAAGGGAGAAUGUUGUGGUCUGUAAAAGGCGAAGUGGUUAAGAUAAAUGCACGUGAAUACGAUGGUUCUUGGCACGCGUGGAUAAACGCGCCAGCGCGUGGCGCCAGACUCUGCAUCCCGUCAACCCCGUCUGGACAGGUGUUCUAUCCUCGACAGGACAGUCCCACACGGGCUCAACCGUUCCUGGCCUGGACCACCGGCGGACGCAUCCGCCCCGUACUGCCAGUGACACCCAAAACAAGUUAGAUGGAGGACCAGUCUACCGGACGAGCUCGUGGCCGGUCCCGCGGCAGGUCGCGUGGAUCAGUCCCUCCAUCGGAGGCCGUGCGUCGUCCCGGGGCUGGUGUUCCCACUCCCGCACAACCGGCCCCGUCGUUCCAGCCGCCCAUGGCCGGUGCGGCCGCUCCUGCUGCGGCGUACCCUCCCCCACCCCACGUAGGGGCAGGCAGGGCCGGGCGCCCCGCCAUGGGGGGUGGGGCUCUGCCCCGGCCAGGGGAGGUGGCCCCGCCCGUGCAGCAGAUGGGGGCCAUGAGCCUGGCUGCAGGGGACACAGCGGGCAGGGGGGCCCGCAGGGGUCGUAGGGACGAGGUGGCCAUCCUGGCCACCAGGCCCCAGCGCAUCACUGACAAGAAGGGUGAUUCGGGUCAGCAGGUGAAGCUCCUGUCCAACUAUUUCAAGCUGCUCACGAUGCCCAACUGGGCCAUCCAGCAGUACCACCUGGAGUUUGCCCCAAACAUUGAGUCGUCCCGCCUUCGUGGUGGCCUCCUGAGGGACCACCGGGACCGCUUUGGCGGCAGCUACAUCUUCGACGGGAUGUCAGACCUCAAGAGCCCCACCCGGCUCGAGCACAAGGUGACGGAGCUGUACUCCCAGCGUCGGUCGGACGGGUCCCAGAUCCGCAUCACCGUCAAGCACGUUCAGGAGUUGGCACCCAACAACCCCGAGCUCCUCCGCAUCUUCAACACCCAGAUGCGCCGGAACCUCGAGAGUAUGAAGUUUGUCCAGAUCCGCCGCCAGUUCUUCAAUGCUGCUGGCCCCAAGCCCAUCAGUCGCCACGGCCUGGAGAUCUGGGAAGGUCUGACGACCGCUGUGGGACAGCAUGAUGGUGGCAUCCUCAUGGUGGUGGACACUGUCCACAAGGUGCUCCGGACAGAGAACGUACUCCACCUUCUGGGCUCCCUGCAGCAGAGCGCCAGGGGCUCGUACAAGGACGAGGCCAUCAAGGCCGUUGUGGGUUCCAUAGUCAUGACAAGAUACAACAACAAGACGUACCGGGUGGAUGACAUUGAUUGGUCGAAAAAUCCUCAGCAGACCUUCGAAACCCGGAACGGGCCGAUCACAUACAUGAAGUACUACAAGGAUCACUAUGACAAGGACAUCCGCGACGUGAACCAGCCGCUGCUGGUGUGCCGUCCCAGGGAGAAGGACACUCGUGUGGGACGCACGGAGAACACCUACCUUAUCCCCGAGCUGUGCUUCCUCACUGGUCUGACGGACGACAUCCGUUCUAACUUCACUAUCAUGAAGGACCUGGCCAGCGAGAUGAAACUUGAACCGUCCAAGAGGGUGUCCAACCUCCGCGAGUUCAUGCAGCAGAUGAACAGGAAUGAGCAGGUGGUCAAGGAGAUGAACCAGUGGGGCCUCAAGUUCACCGAGAGCCUGGUGGAGGUGGAUGCCCGUCAAGUGCAGCCAGAAAAGGUGGUGCAUGGAAACGGACUGAAGUCGCAAGUGAACCAGAUGACCGCGGACUUCUCGAGGGAGAUGCGUGACAAGACCAUGUUCAAGGCGGUCCGGCUGGACUCGUGGACGGUCAUGUGCCCCCGCCGAGACAUGCCCAAUGCCCAUGACUUUGUGAGGGACCUGCUGUCGGUCAGCAGCCCCAUGGGAGUGGCCAUGCAGCAGCCGCAGAUGGUGACGCUGGAUGACGACCGCGUGAGCUCCUACAUCAACGCGCUCAAGAACAUUCCGAGGGAGACCCAGCUGCUGAUGACCAUCUUCCCGAACAACCGCAAGGACCGCUACGACAGCUUGAAGAAGGUGGCCUGCGUGGACAUGGGACUUCACACGCAGGUGAUGCUCGGCCGCACCAUCUCCAACAAGAAGAACCUCAAGUCCGUGGCCACCAAAGUGGCCAUCCAAAUGAACUGCAAGCUCGGCGGCGAAGCCUGGGCCCUCGACAUUCCGCUAACCAAGAUGAUGUGCGUCGGGUACGACACCUACCACGACUCAAGGCAGAAGGGCCUGUCCGCGGGCGGCUUUGUGGCCAGCCUGAACCGCACCUUGACCCGCUGGUACUCCCGGGUGAGCUUCCACCAGACACACCAAGAGCUGGGCAGCGCUCUCAAGACCCACAUGGCGCUGUCCAUGAAGCAGUACCAGGAGGAGAAUGACGGGGCCGUGCCCGAGCGCCUGCUGUUCUUCAGGGACGGCGUCUCGGACGGCCAGCUGCUGCAGGUGCAGGAGUGGGAGGUGGGCCAGAUCCAGAGCCUCCUCACCGAGAUGUUCCCGGGCAGAGAGCCCCAGCUUGCAUUUAUCGUGGUCACCAAGAGGAUCGCUGCACGCUUCUUCGGUACCGGUCGUGGAGCGUUCCAGAACCCGCUGCCAGGGACCGUGAUUGACACCAACGUGACAAGGCCCGAGAGGUACGAUUUCUACCUGGUCUCGCAGAGCGUCCGCCAGGGAACUGUAGCCCCGACUCACUUCAACGUAAUCCACGACACGACGACGCUGAAGCCGGAACACAUGCAGAGGCUGUCGUACAAGCUCACUCACCUCUACUUCAACUGGCCUGGGACCAUCAGGGUGCCGGCACCCUGCCAAUAUGCCCACAAGCUGGCCUUCCUGGCUGGUCAGUCACUUCAUGCUGAGCCUCACAAGAACCUCAGCACAACCCUCUUCUACCUCUAGGAGGUUGUUUUUGUUUUGUUUUUUCUACAUCUAGAAAGCAGUGGUGGACAAAGCUUUCUUUCAGAGUUCCAAGUGUUGACGAGCAUCUUUUUUUUUAUAAUGUUGUUUGUGUUGAAAGUUUCUAGUUGGAUUAAAGUUUUCGUUCAGUUCUAUGUGUAACUUUGCUCAUGCUCAUUUUCUGCCUCGGAAGUUAAGCUGUUUGAACAAUACAGCUUUCUCUCUUUUAUGUUUUUUCAUCUUUCUGAAGUGCCUUGAAAGUGACAUGUUUCAUCGAUAGUACUGAGUAGCUUUUCUUUCACAUUGUGUUUAUUUGCUUAACUGCCAUUCUCGUUCCUUAGCUGCUGGAGUAUGUAACAUAAGUCUGUUUCGUGUACGGGCCAGCUUGUCCUUUUUUCAGUGUUGUGUUUUUUUUAAGGCCAACCCCUGCCCUCGCGUUCAUGUCAACUCAACUGGAUGUCGUAUGUUAAUGGGUUGUUGAGGACACCAAGACAGUGGUGGACUGCAAAUGUUUUUUUCCUGAUAUAGUCAACCUAAGUGACUGGUUGUUUUUCUUCCACGUUCGUCAGUGCCUUGGAGUUCUAUAUUUCAUUUCGUCUAAUAAAGUGUUUUGCAUAA